This is a messenger RNA of Drosophila serrata, 858 nucleotides long. RefSeq names its product Vitelline membrane 26Aa (gene Vm26Aa). The record is from RefSeq and is a predicted model, not a curated record. Lineage: Eukaryota; Metazoa; Arthropoda; Insecta; Diptera; Drosophilidae.
AUUGGCAUCAGUCACCUUUGGUAACUACAAUCAGUCAAACCAAACCAACCCAUCAGCCUCCAGCUCCAACUCCAAAAUCAUCAAGAUGAAAUCCUUCGUGUGCAUCGCCCUCAUCGCCUUCGCCGCCGCCGCUCUGGCUUCCCCCACCAACGUGGCCACUUCCAGCGCCACCGCCGGAGCCACCGGUGUGAACACCCAGAACUCCGAGCUGGAGGGCCAGGGAUUCGGUGAUCUGACCCGUCUCCGCAAGUCGGCCUAUGGCGGCAGCUCCGGCGGCUAUGGCGGCUCCAGCGUGCCAGCUCCUCCCUGCCCCAAGAACUACCUGUUCAGCUGCCAGCCCAACCUUGCCCCAGUGCCGUGCAGCGCUCCCGCUCCCAGCUACGGAUCCGCCGGUGCCUACUCCUCCCCGGUGGCCUCUUACAUCGCCCCCACCUACGGUGUUCCCCAGCAACAGCUCUACAGCGCCGCCUACGUGCCCCAGACCUUCCAGAACUACUACUAAGCAUCGGCAUCCAAUAGAUAUCGCCCGAUCCCCGCCCACGGACCAUGAACUCCACUGCUGAGAUAUAAAAAACAUUAUGGAUAAAAAAUUUUACAAAAAAUAUUUAUUGCAAAUUAAAAAAACUAAAAAAAAAAUAUAAACAUUUAUUGUUAUUUAAUCAGACUUUAGAAAGUUAACUUUUCUCAGGACAUACAACCAAAUGACAAACAUUUUGGCAAUUAAUAAUAAUAUAAUAAUAUAUUAUACCAAUUAGUUGCCAUUUCUUAUGAUACCAAAAAUUCUAGAAUUAUGUUGCUGAGAACGAUUUAAAACUGAAUAGAAAAGUAAUAUGAAUGAUUUUAAUCUUUAAUUUUGAA